Liolophura sinensis is the source of this 606-nucleotide messenger RNA. Its product is annotated as beta-3 adrenergic receptor-like. Gene Ontology annotation, biological process: positive regulation of MAPK cascade; adenylate cyclase-activating adrenergic receptor signaling pathway. The transcript is spliced from 3 exons. Lineage: Eukaryota; Metazoa; Mollusca; Polyplacophora; Chitonida; Chitonidae. The coding region runs from base 1 to 606 and encodes 201 amino acids. Gene Ontology annotation, cellular component: plasma membrane. The record is from RefSeq and is a predicted model, not a curated record. Gene Ontology annotation, molecular function: G protein-coupled receptor activity.
AUGAAUCUCACCUUCAACGUUUCCCAAUGCAAAGGCAACACAACAAACGACGUUGGAUACACCACAGUGGAAAUUGCAAUACGGUCUGCAGUGGUGCUUUUGGUAUCUGUGACGAUCAUUUUAAGCAAUCUCCUUAACUUUGUCAUUCUGUGGACGAUCAAAAACAUAUCUCCUGUCACUAAGGUUUUUCUCAUUAAUUUGACUACAGCAGAUUUUUGCACAGGACUGAUUGGUUGUCUCCCAGCCAUAGCCCCGGCAAUUAACGGCACGUGGCCUUACGGCGCCAUCUGGUGUCAGAUAAGCGCUAUUGUCCAUGGUUCAUGUUCCACGGUGUCCAUUUGGAGCGUUGGUGUCAUCGGAGUUGAACGCUAUAUUGCCACCAGUUAUCCAGUAUUCUACAAAAAUAAAAUGACCCAGAAAAGAUCCCUUGGAAUUGUCUGCUUGCUGUGGACUUCGUGCUUAAUACUGUUUGUGGCACCAACAAUAAUCAAAGGUUGGCUGCUUUUUACCUCCAUGUGGAUGGCAAAUAGCAACUGUUUUGUCAACGUCAUCAUCUAUUCAGCCAUUUAUCCUUCAUUUAGAUUUCGAUUGAAAACAAUUUUAUGA